Messenger RNA from Aphanomyces astaci, 1911 nucleotides. RefSeq lists its product as hypothetical. Gene Ontology annotation, molecular function: DNA binding. The coding region runs from base 26 to 1825 and encodes 599 amino acids. The record is from RefSeq and is a predicted model, not a curated record. Gene Ontology annotation, cellular component: alpha DNA polymerase:primase complex. The transcript has 10 exons. Gene Ontology annotation, biological process: DNA replication; DNA replication initiation. Lineage: Eukaryota; Oomycota; Saprolegniomycetes; Saprolegniales; Verrucalvaceae.
CGGGCAUUUAGAUCGUGCCCUCCCCAUGUCGACGCCUACCGCUGCGGACGUGACUGCCGCCUUCACCAACAACAGCUUGGACAUCAAGCAAGAUGCUGUGGCUACGUGCGUGGAAUUGUGCAAGGAGUUUGCCCUGUCGGCGGAAUCCCUGGCUGAGCAAUGGGACGUGUUUGCCAUGAACGCGUCCAUCCAAGUCGCAACCAUCGACAGCCUCGGCAGGUUCCGAGCCAUGUUGUUUGACCAGACCAACAAACGCGCUAUCAAACGAGAAACCAAAGAAACUCUCAAGGGCAAGUCCAUGGUGAAGAAGGAGCCGUUGGCGUCAGUGUACGGCAUUCACCUCCCGACCGUCCACGAAACGCCAAAGAAGCGCCAAGCGUCCGCCAGUUUCCAGAGCCCUGACGCCAAGAUGGCCAAGGCGUCUGUCUUUUCACCUUCGUCGUUCCAGUCGCCUCCGAGCGCCGAAUAUGCGUCCCGCGCCAACGCCGGCGAAGUCGUCGACUCGUUCAACACAUCGCUCAAGUCCCAAAUCAACGUCGACGGAGUCCGCGGUGACGCCGUCAAGGUCGAAUGCAUCCACACCGACACACACAUGAGCGCGGCAAACAACUUCAUGUACACGUCCAUGUCGGACAGAGCCAUCGCGCUGGACCAACUGCUCGUGGACUUUCAAACGCGCAUGGAAGCGCAGCUCGGCAUCGACUGCGGCGCCGUGGGCGACCCAUCGCCAUCCCAUGUGACCGUGUGUGGCCGCAUCGUGUGCGAAGCGCCCGAAGGCAAGUUGAACGCAAGUGUGGUGCAGUUGGAAGGCGCCCGCAAGUAUUGCGGUGGCCAGAGGGUGCUGCUGGACUUGAGCCACGUGCCAUCAUUGGAAGCAUUUCCUGGCAAAUUGGUGGCCGUCGAAGGCAUCUACAACGACUCGCGCCACCCCAUGCAAGUCAAACGGUUCAUUGAACCCGAGCCGUUGCCGUUUGCCGUGACGAUCGCCAACGACAAGGCGCCAGUUCGCAUUUUCACCGCCGCGGGGCCGUUCACACCUCACAACGACCCGCAGUACCAGCCUCUCAGUGACUUGAUCGCAGUCGCUGCCAAGCAAAAGCCGGACGUCGUGAUUCUGUUGGGUCCAUUUAUUGACGCCAACCAUGCCAAGGACGGCGUCGUAGCGGUCGACAACGUCCUCGUAGGCUUUGACGAUAUGUUUUUGUUCAAAAUUGUGGCCAAAUUCAACACGUUGCUGUCGGCGUUGCCCAACUGCCACUUGAUUCUGAUCCCGUCCGUGCGCGACGUGCACCAUCCGUACGUGUACCCACAGCCUCCGUUCGACCGCACGGUUGUAUUUGAAGGCCUCGACUCGCCCGACUUCCACUCGAGGGUGCAUUUGCUGUCCAAUCCAAGCACGUUCACAAUCAACGGCACUGUGUUUGGGGCUACGACGACUGACAUUUUGCUGGAAUUGGGCGGCGCCGAGUUUCAUCGAACCCAGCAACCCAACCAGCAACAGCGCCUCUUUCGACUCACAGAGCAACUGCUCCGUCAACACAGUUACUUUCCUUUGUUUCCGUCCACGGGUGAUACGCCGUUGGAUCUCAAGUACAUGGAGCAGUUCCAGUUGCCCGUGCGGCCCGAUGUGUUGCUGCUGCCGUCCGUACUCAAUCGGUUCUGUGGGGUCGUCCAAGAGUCGUUGUGUGUGAACCCUGGUCAAUUGUCCAAAGGUCAAGCUGGCGGGACGUACGCAGAGCUCACGAUUUUGCCCAAGGGACACCACGAGACGCCUGAAGCGCAUCAAGUUGCCCAGCGCACGCUCGUGGAAGUUAAACGCAUUUAAUACGUACACUAGGUAGUAACAGUUAGUAGUAUUACUACAUCAUUUUUUCUCAGUUAAGUUGGACGAAUGCCCGAAGUAUUAAGCCG